This is a messenger RNA of Gorilla gorilla gorilla (western lowland gorilla), 1080 nucleotides long. It is a transcript of the gene SNRNP25, whose product is annotated as small nuclear ribonucleoprotein U11/U12 subunit 25. The record is from RefSeq and is a predicted model, not a curated record. Bases 167 to 565 code for a protein of 132 amino acids. Gene Ontology annotation, biological process: mRNA splicing, via spliceosome. The transcript is spliced from 5 exons. Lineage: Eukaryota; Metazoa; Chordata; Mammalia; Primates; Hominidae. Gene Ontology annotation, cellular component: U12-type spliceosomal complex. Gene Ontology annotation, molecular function: protein binding.
GGCCGCAGUUCGUGCGCGUGCGCGCUUGGCCUCCCUAGUGCGGACUGGCAGUGCGGGCAGAGCCCCGCUGAGAGGUGCGGCCCUGGAGGAGACGGAGGCCGCGGGUGGGCCCGAGGCGCAAGAGGAAGAUGAGGACGAAGAAGAGGCGCUGCCGCACUCCGAGGCCAUGGACGUGUUCCAGGAGGGUCUGGCUAUGGUGGUGCAGGACCCGCUGCUCUGCGAUCUGCCGAUCCAGGUCACUUUGGAAGAAGUCAACUCCCAGAUAGCCCUAGAAUACGGCCAGGCAAUGACGGUCCGAGUGUGCAAGAUGGAUGGAGAAGUAAUGCCCGUGGUUGUAGUGCAGAGUGCCACAGUCCUGGACCUGAAGAAGGCCAUCCAGAGAUACGUGCAGCUCAAGCAGGAGCGUGAAGGGGGCAUUCAGCACAUCAGCUGGUCCUACGUGUGGAGGACGUACCAUCUGACCUCUGCAGGAGAGAAACUCACGGAAGAUAGAAAGAAGCUCCGAGACUACGGCAUCCGGAAUCGAGACGAGGUUUCCUUCAUCAAAAAGCUGAGGCAAAAGUGAGCCUCCAGACAGGACAACCCUCUUCAUCACUGGUGGCUGAGCUUUUUCCCAGCAGGAAUGGGUCCUCGAGUCAUCGUGCCUCUUUCACAGAAAGGACGUUGUGGUGGCCUCACCCCAGGCAUGCCCAACAGGAACUGUCAGCAUCAACCUGGGGGCCCUCAGGACUAGGACAGGGUGAGCCAGUGCUCCCUCCUUUCAUGUACUUGGCCUGAGACUGACCUCUCCCUGGGUCCAAAUGCCCUAGUCACAUGGCAGACCCACGGCCUGGCCCAGUGUAUAAAAUAAACCUGUUUGCUUCUUAGUUUGAAAAGUAAAAACCCACAGUAACCUGGGUAGCAAAGACAGAUUGCCCCAUCACAGAGGUGAGUUAAGGGGAGAGAAUUGGUACAGGCGAGUCCUAUAGUCCAAGAUGGCGCCACACCACCAAAGCCUUGAGGCCACGCCACUCCCCAAACCACACAACUGUGUUACCAUGAUCUCCACAGCAAGGAGGAAAUAAAAGCAGAGCGGCUUUA